Carassius gibelio (silver crucian carp) is the source of this 928-nucleotide messenger RNA. RefSeq lists its product as uncharacterized. The record is from RefSeq and is a predicted model, not a curated record. The transcript has 6 exons. Bases 1 to 726 code for a protein of 241 amino acids. Lineage: Eukaryota; Metazoa; Chordata; Actinopteri; Cypriniformes; Cyprinidae.
AUGCUGUUAUUUCUUAAUGCGAUAUAUGACCCGUUACAGGGCUUGGUGUGUAAGAAUGGGGCUUGUCAAGACUACAGGGUCCGCUUCACAUGUCCAUUAAGUUUCUGCAACACAACGUGCGUAACCAGGUGGUUUGAUUCCGAUGACCCUAAAACAAAUGGAAGCGACUCUGAACUCUUGUCUAAACUUCUCAGUUUGUACCCUGGAGAAAUAUGUGCUAAUCCAAUCGGAAUAGAGGCUCAGACCAUCUCUGGUCAGGCAGCAUAUAUAACUGGAGACAGCUUUCAAGUGUAUAAUCCAGCCUCUGGGUUUGCUUGUGUAAAUGCAGGCCAGACAGGAGGAGGGGUUUGUGAUGAUUAUAAAGUGCGAUUCUCAUGCCCAGAGACAUUUUGCUCAAUUUGUAGGACAUCUUGGUUUGACAGAGAUGACCCUGAUAAUCCAGGAGAUCGUGAGAUGUGGAAAGAAAUUCAGACAUCACCAUAUGUCUGUACAUCACAUGUCACAUAUCUGCCCAUUGCUAUUGAGGUUGUCACAACCGUUAGUGGGAGCCCUGCACUGCUGACUGGAAACCUUUUUCAAGAAUUCGAUCCACUUGAGGGCUUUGAAUGUGUGAAUGAUCAACAGGGUGGAGGGGUCUGUCAGGACUACAAGGUCCGCUACACAUGUCCGAAAAGCUUCUGCGAGAUGGAAUUUCAAAAAAACCUCACAUUUACACCUCACAUUUGAGGUCAUUAAUGACAGAAAUUAAGCUUUGGUGAAACUACAUUUUUAAUUUAAGUUUAAAUAGCCAUGUUAGAUUCAAUGAAAAAAAAAAAAAAAAAACAUUAAAGAUUUGCAUUAUCCUUCCAUGUCUCUGCUUUUGUUGUUGUUACUCAAGUUGUGUGGUGAAAUUCUUUGUAAGAACGUUGGCAGAAACGGUUUAUGGUGA